Molecule: messenger RNA, 917 nt
Organism: Solanum pennellii
Lineage: Eukaryota; Viridiplantae; Streptophyta; Magnoliopsida; Solanales; Solanaceae
Exons: 3
Coding region: 148-798 (216 amino acids)
Biological process (GO): mitotic sister chromatid cohesion
Cellular component (GO): Ctf18 RFC-like complex
Source: RefSeq, a predicted model, not a curated record
UUUCCCCUUUUAUUCUUUUCUAAUGUAUGCCACAAGCUUUCCCGCCAAAACGAAUUCUCAGUUUCCCGCCAUAACCCAUUCUUGAGGUUAUUCAGUGAUCUGAAAGAGAAAGCAACAUCUCAUCCUUAUUGUCUGAUAGAAAUUAAAAUGCAGAUUCAGGUAAAAUGCAGUUGCGGAGAGGAGAAAUGCCCGGAAUGGGCAAUUCUAGAGCUUCAAGGUGUUGUUGAAGUCCAACCCUCCUUCAAAGAUCGACUCCAAAAUCUUCAAAUUGGCACUCUUUGCCGCCCCACAUCCCAGGAAAAUUAUACAUUUACUGUUGGAUAUCAUGAGUUGACCGGAACCAAGAUGCCCUUGAAAAAACCAAUGUUAGUAUUGAAGAAAAUCAAACUUUCCACUGAAGAAGAGAAGGGUGACAUCAAUUCAACAAAGGUGGAGUUGGACGUUAUUGGAGUAAUUCGUCAAAGAAUUCUUUUCAAAACCAGACCUAAGGCACUCAUAUCAAAAAAAUUCAUGUGGCUACUGGGAGUGGCACGAAACUUGUUUUUAGAUGGAGUGAUGGUUCUAACAAAUAGUAUAAAGACUCAACUGAAUGCCGCUACGAUUAAAGUUGAUACUUUGAACACAACGUUGGACACAAUUAAGAUUGAAAGAGAUAACUUGAAGGAAAAAAUGGAUGCAAUGAAGGCUUCAACCAAUUUUGAAGUAAACAAAUCAAUGUUAUUGGAAGAUAAUGUGAAGAAGAUGAAGACGUUAAUUAUGAUUUUGCGUGCUCUUGUUACUGGAAUUGUUGCCUUGUAGGUAAUGAAGUGAUUAAUUAGUGAACUUGUGUAAUGUUAGGUGAAGUCUCGUGAUUUAUUUUGUAAUGUACAGUUGAUAAUCAAACUUAAUUCAUGGAAACUUUCUUGAUUUUCUUGUAA